GCUUCAUUGUUGAAAAGAACCAUCACAGCUGAUGAUCACAUAAUCUUGUGGCUGUGUACAAUGUUCUCGGUUCUACUCCAUUUAGCAUGAGUUCUUAUAAGUCUCUCCAGGCCUCUUUGAACUCAACCUGCUGAUCGUUUCUUAGAGAACAGUAAUAUUCCAUUACAUUCAUGUGCCAUAACUUAAUCAGGUAUUCCCCAGCUGAUGGGCAUCCACUCACAUUCCAGUUUCAUGCCACUAUGAAAAGGUCACCCACAAACAUUUUUGCACUUGUGGGUCCUUUUCCCUCUCUUAUGAUCCCUCUGAGACACAAAUCUAGUAGAGGCACUGCUGGAUCAAAGGUUUGACAGCCCACCAAAGAUUUUUUUUUGGAUGCUUCAUUUAGACAUUGGAGAAAACAUUUUCCUGUGGAAUGCUCUUGGCAGAGAAAUGGUUCUGGUGCAGCAUCUGUUGAGUUGUAUAAGAAAGCUUACAUAGAGAAGAUAAAACUGGAUAAUAGAAUGUAUUAAAAAAUACCUGGGCUUUUUAGAGCAAUAUAGAACAUGGAUAUAACUUGGUAUGGUGGAUAAAGCACCAACUCUGGAGUCAAGAAGACCUGGGCCCCAACUUGGUCUUUGACAAGCAUGUAUUUAAGUUACAGAUGAAAAAUAACACUGAUGAAAUCACCAGUCGAGAUCCAAUAAAUUCAUAGAGAUUUCCAAGCUUUGGACAAAUUUAGACUUGAUGUAUGGAGAAAUUUCCCAAUAAUUAAAAUGAUGAGUGGAAUAGGCAGCCUCACGAACUGCCUCAUGAACAGUGGAUUCUGGAGGCUGAACCCAAGAGUUAGAAUGUAGAGAACAUAUUUAGUUCACAUUCAUUAAUGGGUUGGGCCUUUAAAGCUGCUUCCAGCUCCAAAAUUUUGUAUGCUGGCAGAAAAUCACGGCAAAUAGAGUAAUCUGGUGAUGACAUUCUCAUGCUGAAAGAAAUAACAUGUCAAACCACCCUGAGACAGGACACUUGGGCCUUUGUUAUCAAUGAGGAGAGAACUAAAUGUAGUUAGAUGUACUUCAGUUUAUCCAACAGUUUGGAUGUCAAGUUGUAUAUAAGUAGCAUUUUUGUAAAUCAAUAUUUGAAAAGUCCUAUGGUAUUUUUAGUAAAUACCUUCUAAUUUAUCAGUUUGAAUCUAAUUUUUUACUUCUCAGAAUUACAUUAAUCCCAUUAUCCUUAUGGAUUUUGCAUGGUUUUUAACUACUUUAUUUCUCUGACAAUGUCAUACACCAUCUAGUUUUCAAAAUGAUAAGAAGCAAUACUGAACAACUCACGUAACAGAAGCACCUUAAGAAGAUAACUCUUUUGGGUGACAGAAGAUGGGGCAUAGUAUAGUGGAAAGAGCCCAGGUCUAGAGCUAGAAGAACUGUAACUGUAAUUUGGCUUGUUAUGUUGUGUAUUUGAAAUGCUGUUGGAUGAAUUAAUACAUUUAUUUGUACUUCCAGAUUACAAAGAGAAUAAUGGAUAGCAAGAACUACUGUAAUCUGACUGACAAAUUGCCCAACUUUAGUGACUCUCCCCACGUGCAGCUGACUCGGUCUUUCUACCUGGACCCCGUUGUCACUUUCCACCUCUGUCCAGAAGCCCCUACCCCAUCCCCUUACUCUGAAGACCUGCCAGUGCUCCCUUUUGCAGCCGACCAGCUGAUUGUGGAAAACUUUGGAGAUCCUUGUUCGUUCCCUUUUCAGAUGCCGUAUCCCUCUUAUGGAAGAUGUGAUUACUCCUAUGGUCCAGCAUUCAUCAGGAAAAGAAAUGAAAGGGAGAGACAGAGAGUCAAGUGUGUCAAUGAAGGCUAUGCCCAGCUCCGUCAUCACCUGCCUGAGGAAUAUCUGGAGAAGCGCCUCAGUAAAGUUGAAACCCUCCGAGCCGCCAUCAAGUACAUUAACUACCUGCAGUCUCUGCUUUACAGAGAUGAAGUGGCAGGCAAGAAAAAGCCUGGGAAAGGUCAGGCUAUUGUGGCAACUACUAGUCACCAGAUGGACCCCAUUUUUAAAAUUGUGUAAAUAGGGCCAAAGUCUCAAGAAAUCAUUUCCUAAGGGUACAGUGUUUACAGAAUCAGACCAUGUCUCUUACUGAACUUUAUACUUUUGUUGUUAGGAUCCUAUCAUCAGAAAUAAGCUUAGAGGUCAUUUAGUUCAAUCACCUGUCUGAAUCCUACUUUAUAUAGGAUGCCUGGUAAGGGGUCAUCCAGUCUUAGAUUCUCUCAGUUGAGCCAAUUUUCAUAAUCUCUGAGCUAACCUGGCACUGGGUAGUAGUUGGCUCUGUACAGUUAUGUUUGAAAAUGUGUCUUGAAUUGUACAUGUUUAACCUAGAUUGGAUUAUUGCUGUCUAGGGGAGGGGGGAAAGAGGCAGGGAGGGAAA
This is a messenger RNA of Sarcophilus harrisii (Tasmanian devil), 2388 nucleotides long. It is a transcript of the gene ASCL3, whose product is annotated as achaete-scute family bHLH transcription factor 3. Gene Ontology annotation, molecular function: protein dimerization activity; DNA-binding transcription factor activity, RNA polymerase II-specific; RNA polymerase II transcription regulatory region sequence-specific DNA binding. The transcript has a single exon. Lineage: Eukaryota; Metazoa; Chordata; Mammalia; Dasyuromorphia; Dasyuridae. The record is from RefSeq and is a predicted model, not a curated record. Gene Ontology annotation, biological process: developmental process; regulation of transcription by RNA polymerase II. Bases 1488 to 2030 code for a protein of 180 amino acids.